GAAAGCACAUUUCCUUUGCUCCGCACAAGGUGCUUUCAUGGCUUCCAAAACACAAGCUUUGAUCCUUCUCCUUUUGGCCCUCUUGCUCCUAACUCACUCGACCUUCUCCCAUGGCUGCCCAAUUGUCACCUACUGGGGACAGAAUAAGAAUGAAACGGAGUUAAACACUACAUGUGCCACCAGCAAGUACGAGAUCGUAAACAUAGCAUUCAUGAACACAUUCGGCAGUGGACGAACUCCAAAAAUAGACCUCUCAGGACAUUGUGAUUGGUCCACGGGUGUCGCUAAUUGCACUGGAUAUUACUCCCAAAUAGCCUAUUGCCAAAGCCUAGGCGUCAAAAUCUUCCUUUCUCUCGGAGGAGCCUCUGGGCAAUAUAGCCUUUCUUCAGCUGAAGACGCCAAGGAGUUUGCAGGCCACCUUUGGACCUACUACCUCAGUGGCCAAAGUUCAGGUCUGCUUGGUCUGGUCGCCUUAGAUGGCAUCGAUUUUGACAUCGAACAAGCCGGCGGAAACUUGUAUUGGGAUGAUCUUGCGAAAGAGCUUCACGCUUACAGCCAACUAAAGAAGUUUUACUUGUCAGCAGCACCACAAUGCCCUAUCCCAGAUGACUCCUUAAACACGGCCAUUGAAACUCAGGUAUUCGACUACAUCUGGGUCCAGUUCUACAACAACCCUCCCUGCGAAUACACCGAUGAUGGAGAUACUCAGAAACUUAUAAAUUCAUGGGACCAAUGGACCACCGACUUCACCGCCACCAAGUUCUAUGUCGGCCUCCCGGCUUCUCCUGCUGCAAAUGGUAGUGCUGGUGGUUAUGUCCCAAUUGAUGUGCUCAACAAUGAGAUUCUUCCGGUAGCAGAAACCAAUCCCAAGUUUGGUGGGGUAAUGUUAUGGAGCAGGUACUAUGAUUAUCAAUCUGGGUACAGCGAUCAGAUCGUAUGUACUACCCCCGGAGCUUUUAAUGUUGUAGGUGCGCCGUUGGUCGCCAUGAUGAAAUCUGCCUCGGAGGUUCUGUAUCGCCUUUUAUCGCAGUUCUAGCGUGACUGCAACCUCUAUACUACAUCUCAUGUGUGGAAUAAGUUAUAGGGGGCUAGUGCCUUGCAUCUUUAAGUGAUAACUGCCUGAUUCUAGUCAAGCUGUCAUCAUUAAUGAAUAAAAGCUUUCAUUGAGUACA
Prosopis cineraria is the source of this 1172-nucleotide messenger RNA. RefSeq names its product hevamine-A-like. Gene Ontology annotation, biological process: carbohydrate metabolic process. NCBI's taxonomy places the organism in Eukaryota, Viridiplantae, Streptophyta, Magnoliopsida, Fabales, Fabaceae. Gene Ontology annotation, molecular function: chitinase activity. Gene Ontology annotation, cellular component: extracellular region. Bases 38 to 1036 code for a protein of 332 amino acids. The transcript has a single exon. The record is from RefSeq and is a predicted model, not a curated record.